Messenger RNA from Pseudoliparis swirei, 2574 nucleotides. RefSeq names its product RAB5B, member RAS oncogene family (gene rab5b). The transcript is spliced from 6 exons. Gene Ontology annotation, molecular function: GTPase activity; GTP binding. The coding region runs from base 263 to 913 and encodes 216 amino acids. Lineage: Eukaryota; Metazoa; Chordata; Actinopteri; Perciformes; Liparidae. The record is from RefSeq and is a predicted model, not a curated record.
CGCCAAUUUACAGGAAGUGUUAACGUUUUCGUUCUACCAGCUGAUAGCCAAAUUGUCAACAGUCAAGCUUGAGACACCUGCGUUGCUGAAACGACGGUUUAUAAGAGAAGACAUCCUCAGCCAGAUUUGACGACGCUCGGGGGAGAAAAGGCAGCGCAAGUGACUGAAACAUCCCAGAAGCACCCCAUCUCCACCCCAGGGAGGAGGCCCAGCCCCCCACCCGCCCCCCUCCCCCUGCCACCGACUCCUCCACGGGUUCAGUAUGAGCUCCAGAGGGAGUGGAGGCCGCUCCAAUGGCACACUACCGCAGACCAAGAUCUGCCAGUUCAAGUUGGUGCUGCUGGGCGACAUGGCCGUGGGCAAGUCCAGCCUGGUGCUGCGCUUCGUCAAAGGCCAGUUCGACGAGUUCCAGGAGACGACCAUUGGAGCCGCGUUCCUGGCUCAGUCGGUGUGUCUCGAUGACACCACAGUAAAGUUUGAGAUCUGGGACACCGCAGGACAGGAGCGAUACCACAGCCUGGCUCCCAUGUACUACCGCGGCGCUCAGGCCGCCAUUGUCGUCUUUGACAUCACCAAGCCGGACACCUUUGAGAGAGCCAAGGCCUGGGUGAAGGAGCUGCAGAGGCAGGCCAGUCCGAACAUCGUUAUUGCUCUGGCCGGGAACAAGGCCGACCUGGCGGAGAGGAGACUUGUGGAGUACGAGGACGCCCAGACGUAUGCUGAAGACACCGGCUUGCUCUUCAUGGAGACCUCUGCUAAGACGGCCAUGAACGUCAACGAGCUCUUCCUGGCCAUCGCCAAAAAGAUGCCAAAAACAGACACCCAGAACCCGACACAUGCAGCGCGACACCGGGGGGUCAACCUCCAGGACCCCGACGCCCACUCCACCCGAGCCUGCUGUGGUGGGAACUAGACCUCCACCAGUAUUCCACCAUCUGCACCACCAACUCCAGCCCUUUAACCAUCCCGUCUCCUUCGGCCAAUUUAGAGGGGUGGGGCCCCGAUGCUGUCAAACACAGUGUCCACUCACAACCCCUUACCCUCCAUUCAUCCUCCUGUCAGAGCAGACAGAAGUUCAAAGGAGAGAAUAAAAGGAAAGGAAGAGCAAACGGGGUCGGAGGAAGACACAAAAUUGUUCCGCGUCCGAGGAGUGCGUUUGGGGAAAAGUACAAAGAGGAAGAAAUAGAAUGCGGAAGACAGUGGCGAGCCCGUUGUAGUAUUCAGCACGCAGUCGUGAAGUUUCUUUCGUGUUCAUCCUGCCUUGCGUCAUUUCAGUCACAAUCUGAUUGUGUGGCAAACGGCCUAGAAAGGAGAGGAAAGAAAAGGAGGGGCCCAGACAACAAACAAGAAAAGUCACAUUUUGAGGUUGUGACUGCUUUCUUCUUCUACUUUCGUUAGAGCUCGAAUCCUCCAACGCCCGAAUCAAUCAAACCCCGCUGUGAAUAAUGCCUCAUCAUGCACCCCUGGAAUGACCCCAUUUGUAAUCGCCUCCCCCGACGUUCCGUGAGAUCCACGGCACGGUUUGCCGAGCAUAACUCCAUUUGUACGUAUUUAUUGUCCCGUUGGGUUGACUCCUCCCACUCGCGUCUCUCGUUGAUCCGACUUGCUUGUUUAACGAAAGGUUGCUGGAGUGCCGUGUUCCCAAAAAUAUUAAGGGUUUUAAUGUUUCAGUGCUCAUACGGGGGAAAUGUGAAGCACCAAUACGGACUUGAUCUGAAGUGUGUGUGUGUGUGUGAAUUUAAUAUUAUGUAUGAGCAGAAAACUGUUCACUAAUUCCAUCUGUAGCAGAGAACUUAUCCCUCAAACACAAAGUAGUAAUGAAUUAAAAACAAGACGUACUAAAUCUCCAUUCAAUAAAAAGAUGAAUCUCACUUUUUGGUUUUUACAUUGAGUGAUGGAGCUAAACGUAGAAGCAGGAAAUGGGGAUGUCCAGAUUAAAGGACAUAUUGGGAUAGGAAUGAGAUUCCUAAUAAACCUGGAGGAGAACAUGUGACCAUGUUUCCCUCAUCUGUCCUUUAGUCCUGACCCUAAGUUGUUGGUGAAAUGGUUUUACUUAUUCAUUUAACUUGCUGUUCAAACAGAGCGCUGUGCUCUGGUUGCUGACGAUAAUGGAGUUAAUUGAUAAUCUCACACACGACAAAUCAAAGUGCCUAUUCCCGGGUUUCUUAUUUUCUGUGAAUCAUGUCUGGUGUGCUUCGUAGUGCAAAAUACAGGAAUCUAAUUUCUCUGACGUUGGCUUGUCCUCUAAACCAAUAGCGUGGCACCCUGUGGGCGAUACCGUAUCCGCUCUUUGUAUGGAUGUAAAGAGAGCUUGUUGAAUACACUAUGUUGUCUAAAUUCUAAUGAAAGUGUUGAUUUUCGCAGAAUACACCUGUGAACCUGGAAUAGAUCAUUUAAAUAGGCCUAAAUAAAUCUGUUGGAUUUAAACAAAUGUUGGCGUCAUGGAGAAUCUUUGUGUUUUCCGAUUCACAACCAGGCGUAUUGAUCCUGAACAUGAUUAAAGGUCUCAUUUAAGUUCCAAUGCUAUUCCCGAAUAAUGUCCAAAUACAGUGUUCAAUAAAGCUGUGAAUGGCG